AUUCACUGAUGAGAGCCGGCACUGAGAGGCAGCACUGCUCCUUCCCUCGCACCCCCGGCGCCUCCCGCUUCGCUCCAUGCAGCAGCGGGGCCAGCACGCCCGGGACUGCCCCGCUCCCCGCACCAGUCCGGAGGGUGAUGAUGCUCCAGUAGGUUUCCCAGCCCUUGCUUUGCUUUCCCUCCAGGGAAGGUUGUUCUGUGCACAAUCCUGCUGAGGAAAGACUCUCCGAUGGACUUACACCGGGCCGCCUUCAAGAUGGAGAACUCACCCUACCUCCCCAACCCGCUGGCCUCCCCAGCGCUGAUGGUCCUCGCCUCCACCGCCGAAGCCAGCCGCGACGCCUCCAUCCCAUGCCAACAGCCAAGGCCUUUUGGGGUCCCAGUUUCAGCAGACAAGGACGUGCACAUUCCCUUUACCAAUGGCUCCUACACCUUUGCCUCCAUGUACCACCGGCAAGGUGGUGUGCCGGGCGCCUUCGCCAACCGUGACUUUCCUCCCUCAUUGCUUCACCUCCACCCCCAGUUUGCACCCCCCAACCUGGACUGCACCCCAAUCAGCAUGCUGAACCACAGUGGGGUCGGGGCCUUCCGCCCCUUUGCCUCCAGCGAGGACCGGGAGAGCUACCAGUCGGCCUUCACGCCGGCCAAGCGCCUGAAGAACUGCCAUGACACCGACUCACCCCACCUGCGCUUCUCGGACGCUGAUGGGAAGGAGUACGAGUUUGGCACCCAGCUCCCCUCCAGCUCCCCUGGCUCGCUCAAGGUUGACGAGACGGGGAAGAAGAUCUUUGCAGUGUCGGGCCUCAUUUCAGACCGGGAGACCUCAUCCAGUCCUGAAGACCGAAGUGACAGAUAUAGAAGCGACAGCCAAAGAGGGCCCCAGGCGUCUGCAACUGCCACUCAUCGUAUGAUUUUAACACUCCCCCUCUGCAAAAAGAAAGCAACGUUGUUUGACAGCCAGGCUCCCAUCUGUCCCAUCUGCCAGGUCCUCCUGCGCCCCGGAGAGCUGCAGGAGCACAUGGAGCAGGAGCUGGAGAAGCUCACCCAGCUGAACAUCAGUAAGAACUCCAUCCUGAAGGAUGCCAUGGCAGCAGGCACCCCCAAGUCAAUUUUGUUGUCGGCCUCAAUCAAGCGGGAAGGAGAUUCUCCGACAGCAUCACCCCACUCCUCAGAUGACAUCCAUCACUCAGACAGAUACCAGACCUUCCUGCGGGUGCGAGCGAACCGGCAGACCCGGCUGAACGCUCGGAUUGGAAAAAUGAAACGCAGGAAGCAAGAUGAAGGGCAGGUAUGUCCCCUCUGCAACCGACCUCUGUCAGGAUCCGAGGAGGAGAUGAGUAGGCAUGUGGAACAAUGCCUUGCAAAGAGAGAAGGUUCAUGCAUGACUGAGGAUGACUCUGUGGACAUCGAGAACGAGAAUGGCAACCGCUUUGAAGAAUAUGAAUGGUGUGGGCAGAAGAGGAUACGGGCCACUACUCUCCUGGAGGGAGGAUUUCGAGGUUCUGGGUUCAUCAUGUGCAGCGGCAAAGAGAAUCCAGACAGCGACGCUGACCUGGAUGUGGAUGGGGACGACACACUUGAAUACGGGAAACCACAGUACACAGAGGCAGACGUUAUCCCUUGCACUGGAGAAGAGCCAGGUGAAGCCAAAGAGAGGGAGGCGCUCCGAGGUGCUGUUUUAAAUGGUGGCACACCCAGUACUCGAAUAACGCCGGAGUUUUCUAAAUGGGCCAGCGACGAAAUGCCCUCAACGAGUAAUGGUGAAAGCAGUAAACAGGAAACCAUGCAGAAGACCUGUAAGAACAGUGACAUUGAAAAAAUUACAGAAGACUCUGCAGUGACAACAUUUGAAGCACUAAAGGCUCGUGUCCGUGAGUUAGAAAGGCAGCUUUCCCGUGGGGACCGCUAUAAAUGUCUCAUUUGCAUGGACUCCUACACAAUGCCCCUGACUUCCAUUCAGUGCUGGCAUGUGCACUGUGAAGAAUGCUGGCUGCGGACUCUGGGUGCCAAGAAGCUCUGUCCCCAAUGCAACACCAUCACAUCCCCCGGAGACCUUCGGCGCAUCUACUUAUGAAGGCUGCAGCGGGAGGGCGGCUCUCGGCUCAGCUCAGCGCAUCCACAGGGAGAGGAACGGCGAGAGAGGAGGAGAAAAGAGAAAAAAAAAGGCAAAAAAAAAAAAGAAAAAAACCACAAAAAGCCCCAAAAAGACGUUUUAAAAACGUUAAGGAAACAAAACCAGAGACUCCAGCCACGGACUCGAGGACGCAGGAGCAGCGAGAGCCCUGGAUCCCACCUGUAGACCUUCACCCUCUGCAGCGGGUGAUGCCGACCCCAUUGUUGUGCAGCCCCUUUUUUACAGCAGUGUUCCCCCACCCAGCACGGCUCUGAGCCCUCCCCCCUUUGGACUGCGUUGGGACGCUGGGGAAGGGAACCCUCGGCAGCCAUGUUCAAUAACCCGUAACUUGUGUCCUUUGUCGGGUUGGUUUGUUUUGCUUUGGUUCCGUUUUGGGUUUUGUUUCUUGGUUUUAUUUGUUUUUGUUUUUAUUUUAUUUUCGUGGUGUUUCCAGUGAUUUAAAGAAAAGGAAAAAAGAAAAAAAAGUAAAAAAAAAAAGAAAGGUUUAAAGGAGGAAAAAUAAACCCCCCACCCAGGCAGAAAUGAAGCACAUGUAAUAUAGAUGAUAUAUGUUUACAAUGUUGUGUAUAAAUGGGAUAGACUCAAACAUUACAUACUAAUAAGUUGCCCUUUUCUUUUCUUUUCUUUGGGUUGUAUUUUUGUUAAAGAAGAAGAAGAAAAAAAAAAAAGAACUGAGCAGAGAACAUUAAACCCAUAUUUUUCUUGGUUCGGCAAAGUUUUGGCAUUAAAGUCAUUAGUUGGGAAGAAAAAAAAAAAGUAUAUAUAUACAUAUAUAUAAUAUAAAUGGUUUAAUGUUCUGUGGUGUAUAUUUCCUCAUUCAGAUAUGAAGUUAACAGCUUUUAGUAAUGGCUGUAGCAUUGCCCAUAACUUACAGAACUUAUGGGGAGUAGAGGAGGUGGAUUUUUGUCAUUAGUUGUAGCUAAUGGGGCUAUUUAUAAUAGAAUCGUUAUCCCCAGAAGGACGCGGCUCUCAGCUCCCCACUGGGGGCCGGGGCAGGGCCCAGCAGGGCGGCCCCAUAGAGCUCUGCCCUGUCCCCCUGCCCCAGGCUCUGAUGUACCCAUUCCUCCCCCUGGAACAUGGGGUUGGCUGAGCUCGGCUUUGCUCUCCUCCCUUCCUGGUCACGUUUUCUGGCUGGAGCUGCUCCCUGUGCUGUGGGGCAGGGCUGUGCCAGCAUGAGCUCGUGGGUCGCACAGCCCCAGCUUCCUCCACACCGUCCCUCAUGUUGGUCCCCAUCGCCCACAUCCCCAGCCAUAACCAAAGCUGCCAUCUGGCCUCUUCUGUUGUUCCUUUCCAUUUUCAGGACCCAAGAAGCAGCUGUUGAUCCAUUUCCCAAGGUGAAUGCGUGCUCCCUGCCUCAGUUCCCCUCUCACCAUGGGGACCAAGCUCCCCACUGGGGGUGCUGCUCUCCCCAUACCUGAGGCGUCACCCCGGCCAGCUCUGUGCUGGCAAGCUCAGUUCUGGGCAUGAAGCAUCACGGCUGUGGCUGGUAAAGGGGAGCUGGGACCCCAUGGGGAUGCUGGAGGAGCAGGCACACGUUGGGCACAGCACAUCCUGCAGGGGCAUGGCGUGUCCUUGUGGACCCACUGCCACUUGUGUGCCCUGAGCCUGCUGCUGUUCUGCACAGCUGUUUCUCUCAAUGCCUCCUGCAGCUUUCAGAAGGAUCCCACUGCAUCCCCCCAACCAGCAUCUGUGUUCUGUAAGCCGUCAUGGUAAAAGACAGCAGCACCCAACCCACGGUGUCCAGCUUUCUGUGCUCUCAGCAGCUUUGCCAUGGAGGAUUUGCAGCCUUCCCUGCUAGGAAGGGUGAGGGGGGGGACCUGCUUUUUUAGGGGGCACCGAGGGCUGCGAUAUGGGGGAUUCCAACAGAGAACAACUGAGCUGAGGGCACAGCUGGGCUCACAACCCAUUGGGGUGCAGUGGGCUGGAGGGCAGGACCCCCCUCCUGGCCCUUCCUUGGAGCCAGGCAUCCUGGUGGGUGCUAUGGACCAGCUGUGUGUAGAACCGUCUGUAUCCCAUCCUCAUUCCUUCCUUUGGGUUCUUUUCUGUUCGCUUUGGUUCUUUUUAUGUUUUUAUUGUAAAGCCAUCCCCUGUUUUUGAGGGGGAGGGGGGCAGGUUGGGAGGGGGGAAGAGGGGGGGGGGCACCACCUCUCCUGUAAUGAUUUUAAUCCAUUUCAAAAAGGAGGGAAAAAAAAAGAAAAAGGAUCUAAAUAAAAAGCAAACCCGGAGUUACCUUUCUCUGCCCAAAGAACCCAGUUGCACAAAGCGAUAUUGCGGUGUGUCGAUGAUUGUGUGUCGGUGUAUAUUAUACAAAGAGGUACUUGUCACUCCCGUUUGUAAACUACAUUUGACAUUAAUUAAACACGUAUAAAUCUUCA
Coturnix japonica (Japanese quail) is the source of this 4508-nucleotide messenger RNA. RefSeq names its product ring finger protein 220 (gene RNF220). NCBI's taxonomy places the organism in Eukaryota, Metazoa, Chordata, Aves, Galliformes, Phasianidae. Gene Ontology annotation, biological process: protein ubiquitination. Gene Ontology annotation, molecular function: metal ion binding; ubiquitin protein ligase activity. The record is from RefSeq and is a predicted model, not a curated record.